Molecule: messenger RNA, 1346 nt
Organism: Pan troglodytes (chimpanzee)
Lineage: Eukaryota; Metazoa; Chordata; Mammalia; Primates; Hominidae
Gene: MDH2
Product: malate dehydrogenase 2
Exons: 9
Coding region: 150-1166 (338 amino acids)
Biological process (GO): tricarboxylic acid cycle; malate metabolic process
Cellular component (GO): mitochondrion; cytoplasm
Molecular function (GO): L-malate dehydrogenase (NAD+) activity
Source: RefSeq, a predicted model, not a curated record
CACGAGAUCCCGGAGGCGAGCGCCACCGGAAGUCCGGUCACUCUCGCGAGGCCCCAGGGAGCAGGCGCUGCGCAGUGUGGAGGUCGUUGGAGUCACUUCCCCGUCACCAGCUCCUGUGCCUGCCAGUCGGUGCCCCUCCCGCUCCAGCCAUGCUCUCCGCCCUCGCCCGGCCUGCCAGCGCUGCUCUCCGCCGCAGCUUCAGCACCUCGGCCCAGAACAAUGCUAAAGUAGCUGUGCUAGGGGCCUCUGGAGGCAUCGGGCAGCCACUUUCACUUCUCCUGAAGAACAGCCCCUUGGUGAGCCGCCUGACCCUCUAUGAUAUCGCGCACACACCCGGAGUGGCCGCAGAUCUGAGCCACAUCGAGACCAAAGCCGCUGUGAAAGGCUACCUCGGACCUGAACAGCUGCCUGACUGCCUGAAAGGUUGUGAUGUGGUAGUUAUUCCGGCCGGAGUCCCCAGAAAGCCAGGCAUGACCCGGGACGACCUGUUCAACACCAAUGCCACGAUUGUGGCCACCCUGACCGCUGCCUGUGCCCAGCACUGCCCGGAAGCCAUGAUCUGCAUCAUUGCCAAUCCGGUUAAUUCCACCAUCCCCAUCACAGCAGAAGUUUUCAAGAAGCAUGGAGUGUACAACCCCAACAAAAUCUUCGGCGUGACGACCCUGGACAUCGUCAGAGCCAACACCUUUGUUGCAGAGCUGAAGGGUUUGGAUCCAGCUCGAGUCAACGUCCCUGUCAUUGGUGGCCAUGCUGGGAAGACCAUCAUCCCCCUGAUCUCUCAGUGCACCCCCAAGGUGGACUUCCCCCAGGACCAGCUGACAGCACUCACUGGGCGGAUCCAGGAGGCCGGCACGGAGGUGGUCAAGGCUAAAGCCGGAGCAGGCUCUGCCACCCUCUCCAUGGCGUAUGCCGGCGCCCGCUUCGUCUUCUCCCUUGUGGAUGCAAUGAAUGGAAAGGAAGGUGUUGUGGAAUGUUCCUUCGUUAAGUCACAGGAAACGGAAUGUACCUACUUCUCCACACCGCUGCUGCUUGGGAAAAAGGGCAUCGAGAAGAACCUGGGCAUCGGCAAAGUCUCCUCUUUUGAGGAGAAGAUGAUCUCGGAUGCCAUCCCCGAGCUGAAGGCCUCCAUCAAGAAGGGGGAAGAUUUCGUGAAGACCCUGAAGUGAGCCGCUGUGACGGGUGGCCAGUUUCCUUAAUUUACGAAGGCAUCAUGUCACUGCAAAGCCGUUGCAGAUAAACUUUGUAUUUUAAUUUCCUUUGGUGAUGAUUAUUGUAUUGACAUCAUCAUGCCUUCCAAAUUGUGGGUGGCUCUGUGGGCGCAUCAAUAAAAGCCGUCCUUGAUUUUA